AUGCUUUCCUAUUCACUUGGUCUAGCAUUGUACACAUCAGUCGCGCUCGCUCUGCGGGUAGACUCUGUCGGCAACGCCCCGUCCUACCGCUCCCAUCUGAUCGACCUGCACCGAGACCUCGUCUCUAUCAGGUCGACCUCCGGAUUGGAAGAAAAUGUCGGCGCGUUUCUCACCGACUAUUUCCUGGAAAAUGGCUGGAUGUCGAUUCUCCAGGUCGUUCCUCCACGAGACAACACGCCCUCUGGAUCCGACCGGAUGAACGUGGUUGCAUGGCCAGAUUCCGACAAGUCACCCACCCCGAAGGUCCUGCUGACGAGUCACAUCGACACUGUACCGCCUCAUAUUCCGUAUGAUAUCGAAAAUGGAGAGAUCACGAAGCAAACACGUAUCAGUGGUAGGGGAAGUGUUGACGCAAAAGCAAGCGUAGCAUCCAUGAUAGUCGCCCUGGAGCAGCUCCUCGAAGCUGGAGACGUUCAGAGUGACGACGUGAUGUUGCUCUUUGUUGUGGGUGAAGAGGUCUCUGGCGAUGGAAUGAGAUUCUUCAAUACCUCGCUCGAUGGUAUGGAUCCCAAGCCCGAGUUUGAGGCAGUGAUAUUCGGCGAGCCAACAGAGAACAAGCUGGCAUGCGGCCACAAGGGGGCACUUUUUUGCAGUCUCGAUGUACAGGGAAUCGGUGGCCACAGCGGCUACCCUUGGCUUGGCAAGUCAGCCACCGAACUCCUCGUUCGUGCCAUGAAAGAGGUCUUGGAUGCAGACCUUGGUAGCAGCAAAGAGUACGGCAAUACAACCGUCAAUCUCGGCCGUAUUGAGGGAGGUGUAGCGGAGAAUGUUAUCCCUGAGCACGCACACGCUGGCCUUAUGGUACGAGUUGCCCUGGGCCCCAAAGAAAUAGGCGGCAAAGUUGUGCAGGAACGCAUCCAAGCCAUCCUGGACAGUAUCGAUCAGGAAGCAUUCAAUUUGGUCUGCAGCCAGAGCUAUGGAUUUGUCGAAGCUGAAUGCGCAGUUGACGGUUUCGAGUCGAUUGUGGUCAAUUAUGGAACCGACAUGCCAAACCUUGAUGGAGAGUUCACGCGGUAUCUCUAUGGGCCUGGUACCAUCUUUGUCGCUCAUGGUCCACACGAAAACGUUACCGUGGGUGACCUCGAGAGUGCGGUGGAGGGCUACCAGCGGUUGGUCAUGCAUGCCUUGCAUGGCGACUCCGGCGAUUCUGCUCUUUCUCUUGACGAGCUCUGA
Emericellopsis cladophorae is the source of this 1233-nucleotide messenger RNA. RefSeq names its product Peptidase M20 domain-containing protein-like protein. NCBI's taxonomy places the organism in Eukaryota, Fungi, Ascomycota, Sordariomycetes, Hypocreales, Bionectriaceae. The transcript has 2 exons. Gene Ontology annotation, molecular function: hydrolase activity. Bases 1 to 1233 code for a protein of 410 amino acids. The record is from RefSeq and is a predicted model, not a curated record.